AUGGAUAGCACAGACCCCAAAGGCAAGUCCUUUGUGGGCCAGGAGAAGUGCUAUCAACUCAUGGCGGGGAAGAUGAUUGAUCAUGCCUUCAAUGGGUACAGUACCUGCCUGUUUUGCUACGGUCAAACUGGUACCGGCAAGACCUUCACAAUCAUGGGCAAUCAGAAUCCGCAAUCUGAGCAAGGCUUGUUGUUGCGCUUCAUGUCCGACAUGUACCGGCAAGUGGAUGCACUCCUUGAGAAAGAAGGUUGCCAAAUCCAGUGCCGUGUGCAGAUCGUGGAGGUCUACAACGAGAAGGUCAGAGACCUUCUGAACGAGAGCAGUCCCCAGAAUCCGGAGGUCCAUGUGCAUCCGAAACUGGGCGUCUACCUCAAACACACAUUGGAUCUGCCAGCAAAUUCUCUGGAGGCUUGCCUCUCUCUCAUAGAGGAAGCCAGGAGUCGGCAAAGCUUCGCCGCAACUGCCAUGAACUCGAAGUCCUCCCGCGGCCACACAGUCUACAAGCUGAGCCUGGAAAAGCAUGGUGGCAGCGACAACACCGUGCUUACCUCCGAGGUCUACUUUGUGGACUUGGCUGGCCGGGAGAACGAGCGUACAACCAAAGUCAAAGGAGAGCGGCUAGUAGAGUUGAGCUUCAUCAAUCGAAGCUUAAUGUGGCUCUCGCAAUGCAUCCACGCAUUGGGCAAUGCGGAGCCCUCCAAACGGCGGCAGUCCCUGGGCGAAGCUGAUCAGCUCAGUCCAAAGGAGAAGCUGAACGGCGACGCUGCAGGUCGGCGACAGAGCCUUCUUGAUAAGAAGGUGAAGGGGGACCGGCGUCCCACUGACGUAAGUAGAGAACGUGCAAGCACGAUCUCUGAGGACUCCGAUGCCACACCUCACCACAAAAACAAGACCCUGAACGGCAAGGGCGUGGAUGCAAAAAUGGCAAGAUUCCGAAACUCCAAGCUGACCUUGCUCCUCGCAAACGCUCUCAAUGGAAACUCCAAAACUUCCGUUAUCUGCACCCUAAGCCCGGCCCAGCAGAAUGCGGAUGAAAGUCUGACGACUCUCAACUUUGCGACCAGCCUGAAGCAUGUAAAGGUUCAGGCUCGGGCUGCAACCUUCGUUGACAAGGACGCCCUCAUCAGCGGCCUGCAGAGAGAGGUGCAAGGGCUGCGUGAGCGGCUAUCCUCAGAAGCCGCUCCUGGCUUGGAAGAGCUCAAAAGCGAAUUGGAGGUUGCCAAUGGGAUGCUGGAGAAGUACCGUGAGUCUUGGCAGGAGAAGAUUGAGGAGAACGAGAAGCUGCGAGAGCAGCGAAAUAACGCCCUGCGCAAGCUGGGGGUAGCUAGGUUUCGUAUGGCGGUGAGAUCGCUGUCUCCGGGGGACAUCGCGGAGCCCAGCUCGCGCCAGUCAAGUAAGAGCCCGCACAUGCGGUCAGAGAACAUGCGGCUGGAAUGGCCUGAUGACUGCCCGCAUCUCGCAAGCUACUCUGAUGAUCCUCAAAUCAAUGGGCGCUUUUGCUUUGCCCUUUCAGAGAUUGGCUUUGAGUAUCUGGGCUGCUGCUCAGAUCUCUGGUACAGGUUCAGUUGGAGUUGGAAGUUCAUUCCCAGAGUUUGCUUUAAUUUCAACUCAGGUACUGCAUGGGCUCCUCAUCCACCUGUCAUUUCAUCCUGCCACAGAGGGCGGGCAUCGCCCCUAGAUGCUGCUUUGUAUGGCUGGAUGAGGCUGGGCCAGAAAGCGGUAGAAUUUUACGUCUUUGUUUCUGCUGAAGCACCAUAA
Messenger RNA from Symbiodinium pilosum, 1758 nucleotides. The record is from the annotation of a GenBank genome assembly. NCBI's taxonomy places the organism in Eukaryota, Dinophyceae, Suessiales, Symbiodiniaceae.